This is a messenger RNA of Brassica napus (rape), 990 nucleotides long. RefSeq lists its product as uncharacterized. Lineage: Eukaryota; Viridiplantae; Streptophyta; Magnoliopsida; Brassicales; Brassicaceae. Bases 1 to 990 code for a protein of 329 amino acids. The record is from RefSeq and is a predicted model, not a curated record. The transcript has 2 exons.
AUGAUUCAUGACAUCGAUAUCGCUAGGGUAUUAAUCGAUACUGGAAGUUUAGUUGAUAUCAUCUUCAAAGAUACUCUCGAGAAGAUGAAGAUCAAUCAGUCCGAAAUCGUGGAAAAUCCUAGCCCGCUAGUGGGUCUCUCCGGAGAAGCCACUAUAGCGUUCGGAUCAAUUAAUCUCGCGGUCAAAGCUGGGACCAUGACAAAAGUCACAGAGUUUUUAGUCGUAGACCGCCCCGCGUCUUAUAACGUUAUCAUGGGUACGCAAUGGUUGAAUUCCAUGUGCGCGAUCCCGUCAACAUACCACCUUUGCCUCAAAUUUCCAACUCCUAACGGAAUCAAGGUAAUAUGGGGAAAUCCGAGAGUAACGCGGGUAUGUUUCACCGCAGAACUAAAACGAAAAAGGCCAGACCUCGAAACCAUUCCUAGAAAAGUAGAGAAAACGGCCUCUGGCGAAAACACCCGAAAUCGAGAUUCGGCAGAACUCUUCUGGCAAUCUCGUAAAAUUGCGGCCGUGGAAGAAAAACGCAAACCAACCUUCAAACCCGUGGUGACGGUAUGUCUCGACGAAGCAUUCCCAGAACGGUGUGUCGAGGUCGGAGCCAACCUCCGCGAGCCUUUAAGGACAGAAUUCAUAACCUGUCUGAAAAAGAAACUUAAUACUUUCGCGUGGGCCACAGAGGAUAUGCCAGGAAACGACAUUAACAUAACAUGUCACGAACUGAACAUCGAUCCAACUUUCAAACCGGUCAAACAAAAAAGACGUUACAACCAAAUUAGGAUGAACUCUGAGGAUCGCGAGAAAACUGCAUUCAUUACCGAUCGCGGGACUUAUUGCUAUGAGGUGAUGCCUUUCGGCCUCAAAAAGGCCGGCGCAACUUACCAACGACUCGUGAACCGGAUGUUCUCCGAUCAACUCGGUAAAACGAUGGAGGUCUAUAUCGGCGACAUGCUCGUCAAAUCCCUCAAGGCAAAAGAUCACGUGUCUCAUUGA